AUGUCCCAUGAUGUGUUAUUUGAGAUAUUCUCUUGUUUACCAGCAAAAGCUGUUUACAGGUUCAAGUCAGUUGGCAAGUUUUCCUCAAAGUUUUCAGACGAAACAUUAUUUGCAUCGAAGCAGGCUCAUAAUGCAUUGUUAAAGGAUGACACAUGCUUCUUCAUUCAAUCAGAUAUUGCAACACAAUCUUUGUCCCCUUUUCCUGUCCCAGAGGAUUUGCAGGUGAGUGUUGAGGCUGAUCUCAAAAUCAUUUUUGAAUGCGACUCAGAUGAUUGCACGCUGUUUCUUUUUUUUAAGAACCCAAAAGAUAGUUGGUCUUCAAAUUUGUAUUGCAAUGUUUACCUUCAUAAGGAAGGUGUAUGGAAAGCAAGGGAAGAAAGUUUCACCACUGGUCCCAGGAACUUGAGAUUUGACAUUCUUGUCAUUCAUAAUUGUUUCAUCCACUUCAUCUCAGACUGUUCUCCUUACGUUAACAGAAACAAUCAAUAUUUUUGGCCAUAUAUCAUUUCCUAUAAUCUUGAGAGUGGAGCAUCAAGAAUACUCCAUGUGCCUAAAAAAGCAAGAAGGGGUUUCGAUGAUGUCAUCUGUAACAUGGGGAUUUUUAAAUGGGGUAAAGUCACUAGUUCAACUAAAUCCAUUUGUUUGGUGAGGUUAAGAAAGUGUGUAUUUACCAUAUUGGCUUUGAGCGACUAUGAAUCAAGUUCUUGGAGAAUGAUUUUGAAAGUAAGAGUGAAAGCAAUGGGAUUGAUGGAGCAAGAUCCUAUUGUCAUAGGUUUUACUGUCUUGAAUGGUGAUCUUUUGGUCUUUGCUACAACGAAGAAGGUCUACGGCUAUGGUUUGAGUAAUGAAAAUUGUAUGAUACUUGAGGAAAUAUGUGAACAUGGAUGUGAAACCCGAGUCUGCUUCACUUCUUAUUCGAACACGCUGCGCACGUGUGGUAUUGAUGCCACAGCUUUGCCUCCAAAGAAAAAAAAUGCUACAACCAAGUCCAACUUGGAAGUAGGAUACAAUUUUGCCUUUGAUUUAGUAUUAGUUGUCCAGAUGUAA
Molecule: messenger RNA, 1047 nt
Organism: Gastrolobium bilobum
Lineage: Eukaryota; Viridiplantae; Streptophyta; Magnoliopsida; Fabales; Fabaceae
Exons: 2
Coding region: 1-1047 (348 amino acids)
Source: RefSeq, a predicted model, not a curated record